GUAGUGUAACAGUAGCAGGGCUGUGAAAGGAAGAGGCCUUCAUUUUGCUUGUGAUCAAUACUACAGCAUACACCUGGACAUGAUACUUGUAAUAAUGGGAGUGUGCGGGAGUGGGAAGACAACUGUGGGGUCAUGUCUUGGAAAUAAGCUGGGAUGGACGUUUUAUGAUGCAGAUGACUAUCAUCCCAAGGGAAACAAAGACAAGAUGUCAAGUGGAAUACCCCUAAAUGAUCAGGACAGGAUACCUUGGUUACAGAUUUUGCAUGACAUAAUAAUAAGGGAAUGGUCUUCAGGAAGAAAUGUAAUCCUAGCCUGCUCUGCCUUGAAAAAACUAUACAGGCAGAUAUUGGCGAUGGGGUCUGAGAUUCUAGAUUCCAUUACUGAUGAGAAGUUCCCAAGUAAAGACAUGCUGUUUGUGUUCCUGCAUGGGACCAUAGAGCUCAUCACUAAGCGGCUUGCAGCACGGAAAGGGCAUUACAUGGCAGAAAAUUUAAUACAGUCCCAGUUUGAUGCACUGGAGCCACCAGCUGAACCCGAGAAUUUCAUUACUGUGGAAAUAGCAAAAAGCACAACCGAAAUUAUGGCUGAGAUUGAGAAUGCUCUUUGUAACCAUGGAAACUGUUUGAGUUGACUGCACUGAGAGGACAGCUGGCACACCAACAAAUUAAUUAAAUUCUGAGUGACAUCGAGUGACUGCAACCUUUAAGCUCAGUUAUGAAGUUUAAUAAAGUUUAUUUUUGAACAUUGAAUGUAUCCCCUCCCCCCUCCCCCGGCUGGCUGAAGAUGUGAUCACCACUGGUAUGUACUUAAUUUUAUGGUACCUACAUAUGUUGCUCCUGUUAACGCAACGAAAAUGGUGUCAAUUUACAAUCCUUGUUAGAGUGAAAAUUUGGGUGCUGUUGGUUUGGUAGUAAUACAUACAAUGGCUUUUAUAACACAUACAAUGGCUCUCAAAAGUAUUCACCCCCCUUGGACUUUUCCACAUUUUAUUGUGUUACAACAUGGAAUCAA
Messenger RNA from Polyodon spathula (Mississippi paddlefish), 1011 nucleotides. RefSeq names its product probable gluconokinase. The record is from RefSeq and is a predicted model, not a curated record. The transcript is spliced from 5 exons. The coding region runs from base 80 to 631 and encodes 183 amino acids. Gene Ontology annotation, cellular component: cytoplasm. Gene Ontology annotation, molecular function: gluconokinase activity. NCBI's taxonomy places the organism in Eukaryota, Metazoa, Chordata, Actinopteri, Acipenseriformes, Polyodontidae.